Molecule: messenger RNA, 981 nt
Organism: Lachancea mirantina
Lineage: Eukaryota; Fungi; Ascomycota; Saccharomycetes; Saccharomycetales; Saccharomycetaceae
Source: the annotation of a GenBank genome assembly
AUGCUGAUGGACCGAAAUGUAAAGCUUCUGUACCGACAGCGAGGGAGUGCGCUGCGGAAAGUGGGUCAAGAUAUUGUCUUUUCUGGUACCAAAGACGUGAAUCACGAAGCUGCCACGCCGGGCUACGAGAAUGAAAUUUUGCCGGCAUUAGACCCAAUUCCAGAUUUUGAGCACGAUCAGCAACUCAAUCUCUCGCAAAGUCAACAUCACACUCCAGAAAAAAACGCUUUUCUGUACGCGUCACAAUCGCCUGCACCUGCACCGGCAGGCCAUGAAGAUCACCUUGAUCUUUUACAUUCGCGUAAAGCCAGCCCGCAAGAAGGUCUUCAGAUCAGUUAUGCGACCCACGGCUUGCUGGAAAGCCCACCGUCGUUACCACCCAGCGAAGAGCCCGUGAUCCCAAGUUACGAUUUUACAGGCGUACCGCUGUCCAAGCUUCCGUCGUCCAUCACUUCUAUCACUUCCAUCGAUGUUCUCAUCGCACUUUUCGCGAAUCUUUUCGAUGAACAAUUAAUCCCCAAAUCUCACGCGAACUAUGACACGGCCAUAUCUGACGCCGAUAAGCUUUCUUUCCAAAUGGACGUUGAUCUUUUCAACCUUUUCAAAGACAAAAUUCUUGGAGACAUGCGCGAUCUUCUAGAUAUCAACAUUUCGAAUAACAACCUCUGCUCGCUGCUGCGACAAGCUCUGAAAUCGAAAAGGGACCUCAGCUCAGAUCUUCUGGAAGUCCGGAAGCAAAUUCACGAAUGGGAAAUGAAGAUUAAAGAGGAAGAAAAACCUGGUGAGCUAGAAAGCAAAUUAGCACUCAAUGAACAGCUCAAGGAGCUUGGUAAUAACAUCAGAAAUGCUCACCUUGGACAAUCUACGGCGCUUGUUGGCAAUGACGAUAGCGUCAGCGACUUCGUCAGAUACAUGGAUCCUCACAAUGGCGCGUCAGCAAGGCUUAAAGCCAUCAUAGCUAAACUGGAGGAGAUCCUUUAG